Molecule: messenger RNA, 2529 nt
Organism: Telopea speciosissima
Lineage: Eukaryota; Viridiplantae; Streptophyta; Magnoliopsida; Proteales; Proteaceae
Exons: 14
Coding region: 148-2529 (793 amino acids)
Cellular component (GO): mitochondrial outer membrane
Molecular function (GO): protein binding
Source: RefSeq, a predicted model, not a curated record
CUCUCUUCAAGAUAAAGAACAGAAAUCUCAGAUAAAAUUAAAAUCGAAGCUCUAUGUAACUUAUGCCUCUUUAGGAUCUUGAACUCCCAUAGUAUCUUCUCCAUCUUCGUUUCUCUGCAACGAAAUUCGGAUCGAAGAAGGGAAGCCAUGGUCGAGACUAGGCGAAGCUCAGCUACAUCCAAACGUUCUCUUUCUACUUCAGGCACUUCUCCCCCACCUAACGGGAAACGCUCAAAGGUGACGGAGGCGUCUUCAACAACAACCGAGGUUUCUUGUGCUUCGCCGGCGAAAAUACUAGACUCGCCCAAAGACUCUGGGUCUGAAUCUCAUUACCCAGAAGUUCUCCCCUCUGAUCUGUCGUCUACACUUGAUCAUUCCAGGGAAUCCGAUGCAAGUGAUGCCACCGUGAAAGAGAAAUCCCCAGAAUUGGGCGGAGAAUACAAGGCUCUGCCUUCAUCUUCAUCUCUAGACAGUCCCGAUGCCGAGGCCGACAAGUUGGUGAAGUUAGUUGGCGAGGAAUUGAAUCGAGGGAGGAAAGGGUCUGCAAAGGGUCGUGCGAGUGUUCCAUGGGGAAAGCUCCUCUCCUCGUGGUCGCAGAAGAAGCCCCUGCUCAUUUCUGGAUCUACUUUCACAGUUGGUCAUGGCCACAAUUGUGACUUACAGCUGAUGGAUCCAUCUGUCAGCUCAAUUCUGUGUAAACUGAGGCACAAAGAGAAAGGAGGUUCAUCUAUUGCUUUACUGGAAAUCUCAGGGAGAAAGGGUGUUGUCCAAGUAAAUGGCAAAAUUAUUAAGAAAAAUUCCCCGGCCAUCCUUAGGGAAGGGGACAAGGUGGUUUUUAAUUCAUCCGGUAAACAUACGUAUAUUUUCCAGUUGCUCACAAAUGAUAAUGUAGCUAUUACUCCUCUGCGAACUUCUGUUAGCAUUUCACAAUCUCAGAGUGCUCCAGUUAAGGGAAUCCAUCCUAGGACGAGGUCUGGAGACCCAUCGGCUGUUGCAGGAGCAUCAAUAUUAGCAUCUUUAUCAAAUCUCAGAAAUGAUUUGUCACUUAUUCCAUCAUCUGUGGAAGAUGGGGAGGAUGUAGAACAGCAGGGUGGGGAAAAGCCUGCACUUCCUUCUGCCUCUGGUUGUGUAGAAUUGGAGAACCCUGAUCCUGAUCUUGAUGUCAGUUGCCAUGCUAGAAAGAGUAGUCCUGAACAUAAUGAGAAGGCUGGUAUUUCAUCAAGCGAGAAAGCUGCUGUUCUGUCUCCUGACCUUGCUGCCAAUGACUCCUUGCAUGUUGAUGAGAUGGACUUGGAUACUCAUCUUGCCUCAGAGAUUCAGAAGAUUCCUGGGACAAGUUAUGAACGAAGGACACUUUUGCAGAUGCUUGCAGGAUCAUCUACUUCGGAACUUUAUUUGAGUGGAGGCAUUUUGAAAACACUUUAUGAGCUAAGGAGAAAUGGAGAACUUCCCAAGGAUUUGGAUCAAACUACAACUUCAUCCUCAGCUAGGCGGCAAGCAUAUAAGGACAGUUUACAGCAAGGAAUUCUUACUUCUAACAACAUUGAGGUCUCCUGGGAUAGUUUCCCAUAUUAUUUGAGUGAGACCACAAAAAAUGUUUUAAUUGCAUCGACAUAUAUUCACUUGAGGAGUACUAAAUUCGUGAAGUAUACAUCAAAUCUCCCUACUGUGAGCCCGCGGGUGUUGUUGUCAGGUCCUGCAGGUUCUGAAAUAUAUCAAGAAACGUUGGGAAAGGCACUAGCCAAACAUUUUAGUGCUAGGUUGCUCAUAGUUGAUUCUCUUCUGUUGCCUGGUGAACUGGCAACAAAGGAGUCAGAAUCCGUAAAAGAAAGCUCAAGGUCUGAAAAAUCAAGCAAAAGUGUGUCUACUAAACAGGGGGUUGCCUUAUCACACAGGAAACCAGCUUCUAGCAUUGAAGCUAAUAUUAUUGAGACAUCUACUUUUAGCUCCCAAUCUCUGCCAAAGGAGGCAUCUUCUGCAUCAUCUAAGAUGUGCACUUGUAAAACAGGUGAUGGAGUAAGGUUUGUAGGUUCCACACCAUCAUCUGGGUUAUCUCUCCCGGCUCCUUCAAGGGGACCAAGUAAUGGUUGUAAAGGCAAGGUAUCCUAUGCUUUUGAAGAAAAUGCAUCGUCGAAAGUUGGAGUAAAAUUUGACAAACCAAUCCCAGAAGCUGAUUCAUUUUGUUUAGACAGCUCUGGAAGUGAUGAGAUUGACAAACUUGCUAUCAAUGAACUGUUUGAGGUGGUUUCUCUUGAGAGUGGAAGUAGUCCAUUGAUAUUGUUCAUAAAAGACAUAGAGAAGUCUAUGGCAGUAAACCCAGAGGCCAAUGCCAAUUUGAAGAGUAAGCUGGAAAAUCUUCCAGAGAAUGUAGUUGUUUUUGGCUCACAUACUCAGAUGGACAACCGUAAGGAGAAGUCACAUCCUGGUGGUCUUCUGUUUAGAAAGUUGGGAAGCAGUCACACAGCUCUACUUGAUUUUGCUUUUCCGGUACUGCAAAAACUUAAGUUUUUCUUUAUUUAUUUAAAGUGA